This is a messenger RNA of Ramularia collo-cygni, 573 nucleotides long. RefSeq lists its product as uncharacterized. Bases 1 to 573 code for a protein of 190 amino acids. The record is from RefSeq and is a predicted model, not a curated record. The transcript has a single exon. NCBI's taxonomy places the organism in Eukaryota, Fungi, Ascomycota, Dothideomycetes, Mycosphaerellales, Mycosphaerellaceae.
AUGUUGGCGGUGAGCACUCUACGCUAUGCCUAUGAGCAGCGAACUCUCCGCUACAUGCCGCUGAUGACUGCUGUAGAGCACCACCGUGGUAGCGACCCUCAGUUGAGGAGUUCGCCAGAUAUUGAAGAGUCCGACGGCGGCGAAGUUACGCAAUACGCCAAGGGAGGUCCUGAGGUGUCAAAGCUUGACCACGAAAACACUCACGACGACGCCGUCGCUGAAGGAAUUCAAGACUCAAGUUUGCUUCCCCGAAGCGGUGAGCCUGGAAGCAAAGGUGGCCUCAAGGGUUGGAUUAGCAGCAAGCUUUCCGGAGGCAGCAAAGUGGAGAAACACGAAGGCGAAAUGCUCAAAAGCGAUCAAGAACACUCUGGUUCAGGAAAUUCAGGAGAAGGAUAUGGCACUUAUGGUAGUGACGUUGAUGCCAUGGAUGAGCCCGCCACCGACUCUGGAGCAGCUGUUCGCUCUGUCAGCGAAGGGCCCGUCCCUUCGUUCAGCAUGCAGCCACUGAUUAAGGAGCCUGAGCGUCCGCACACAGGCGACUCGCAAGACUCGCAAGACUCGCAGGGCCUUUGA